AUGUAUAUCUAUUUCAUAACAGAGAAAAGUAACGAUGGUAACACUGCAAUACAGACAGAAGUGGAAAAGUAUCAAACUCGCAAGAAGGAACUACAAGGCGACCUUAUUAUAUUCUACAGAAAAAGGUGUAGUUCAAUACCUCUCUCACCGCUUCUUGAAGAAAUAAAGACACCUCUGGCUGGGUUCUACGUGAUGCCAGAUAUGGUCACCGUAAAACAGAAGUCCCUCACUUGUCAUGAAGAGGAGAGAACACCGAUCAAAUCUUUAAGAGACCUGUUUUCAACUGGGAGUGGAGAUCAGCACGAAAUUUAUCUAUCUGCUGAUGUAGGCUUUGGAAAAACUGCUUUCUCAAAAUAUCUUGCAAUCAUGUGGUGUCAAGCUCAUUGUCGUGAUGAAAACUACACCUGUUUUAAGAACAGCGAGUUGAAAGCGUUAGUUGACUUUGAGUUCGUAUUUUUGGUUUUCUUAAGAGACUGUACCUCUGUUUGUAACAUUGACGAUAUGAUUGAACAGCAAAUUACUAAUAAACUCCCUUCUUCUGCAACACUAUAUGAAGUUUUAGGUAGAGAAAAAUGCUUGAUUAUAUUGGACGGUCUUGAUGAAUGGACUCACCCUGUAAAUAGUUGUUGCGAACUAUCAGAAAAAAUCCCACAUCGGUACGGACGUGAUAAUUGUGUUAUCCUAACGACAACCCAACCGUGGAAGCUCGGAGUUGCAAAUCUCAAAACAAGUCAAAUAAACAAAAAAGUAGAAUUGGUUCAAUUAAGUGCAGAUUCCAUGCGGCAACUAGAAGAAAAUGCUAUUAGAAAAAUGACAGGUGCUCAUAACGAUAGAGUACUGAAGAUUAAAACACAUGACUUCAAUAAAGUGAUACAUGACCGUCGCCUAGAACACAUGCAAGUGAUUCCACUCCUCCUCAUGUAUAUAGUUUGCCUAUGGUGCAACAACAUUCCUAUUGGAAAUUCAAAACAUGAAAUUUACACCAAUAUCAUUGAAUUUCUAUUAUCGAGAACGUCAAAGAAAAACCCGGAACUUCAACCAUCUCGUGAAUUGUCUGCCAGUGAAAUUCCAGAAUACUUCAAAAGUUAUGAAUUUUGUAAAAAGUUUUACAGUCUUAUAACAUCAUUAGCGGAACUAGCUUACCAAACAUUAUUUAACGAAACAAGAGAAAAUACACUGGUAUUUGAUAGAACGGUUGCUGAUUUAUAUCUCAGAGCAGACAACAUGAAAUUAAGUCUUCUCUCAGGAAUACUGUCAGAAAGUAGAAGUAAAACUUUAAUCAGAGAAAUUAUAAAAGUAUCGUUUUCUCACAAAACAGUUCAAGAGUUCUUUGCUGCAAUAUUUAUAAGUUCUCAAAAUGAGGCUCAGAAAGCUGUUCAAGAAAAAUGUAGAAAUGUUCAAGACAUUCUGGACAUGUCAAAAAUUAGUGAAUUUAUAAGUGGAAUGAAUCCUGACCGGAUGUGUGUAAUAUCAAAUGAUUUGAUGUCUGUGAUAAAUGAAGCUGAGGAAACGCGGGACUUUAGAACCAGGACAGGUGAAGUGAUGAUGUACAAUAAUCCAUUGUAUAACAUACAGGAAAUGUUUAUGUCGUGUUUACAAGAAAUGCCUGAAAGUGAAUAUAUUCAUUUAUGUUUACAAGAUUUCUUCAUUGACCGGCACACCAUGCACAGUAAGCAGUGUCAACAUUUGUUAAAACAAAAUAAAACCAACAUAAAAUCACUAUAUAUAUACACCAGCAGUUCUUCCAGCAGUUUACGUGAAAUUAUAGAUUUGUUCUAUCUCACAGAUCUCGGUCAUAUACAGACACUUUACUACAGUGGUAAGGAGGAGGAGGCUGAGAUAAAUCGGAUAUUGUUUCCUAGUUUACAGUACGUUACUUUGUGGCGUGGUAAAUGGACAAAUGAUAAAGAAAAUCUGAGUGAAAAUUUGGCGCGAUUACAAAACUUACAAAAUUUAUAUAUUGCCGACUUCAAGUUAUCUCACAAAAUACUGGAAACAUUUUUCAAUUUUAUCUCCGGACAAAAAUCAAUGAAAGAGUUAACAUUGGACGGGUUAGACUGUAAAGAACAUGGUGACCAUGAUUGUAAGAGAUUGAACUUGGACUUGUCUCAACAUUCAACUCUAUCAAAGUUACACUUGUGGCAUUUACCCGGGAGGCUGCACUUAAAUAUAUCAACACCGUCAUUAGUUUAUGUUAAGUUGUCGUUCAUCAAUCUAGAUGAAAGUUCAGUGUUACUGUCACGUGACAUGUUGAAUAUUGAACGUGUGGUGUUGGGAGGGAUAGAAAUGUCUGCAGGAAGUUUACAGAACUUUAUUACCGUGCUGGAAAAUCUGCCGCAGUCAGUGACAGUAGAGACGCGUGCCAUCAAACCGGAAACAGAAUAUGCACGUUUUAGAGAAAAUAUUCGAAGAUCACAAACUUUUCAUGUCAUAGCAAACAGUGUCUUGUUUGGGAAACUUGAGUUCAAAACUAGGAAACCAAGAAUGGAAUGAUGGAUACAAAAUGGAUUUAGGACAUUGAAAAUCAAAUGUUUAACAGG
Messenger RNA from Ruditapes philippinarum (Manila clam), 2540 nucleotides. RefSeq lists its product as uncharacterized. The record is from RefSeq and is a predicted model, not a curated record. The transcript has 3 exons. NCBI's taxonomy places the organism in Eukaryota, Metazoa, Mollusca, Bivalvia, Venerida, Veneridae. Bases 1 to 2493 code for a protein of 830 amino acids.